This is a messenger RNA of Lodderomyces margitis, 975 nucleotides long. RefSeq lists its product as uncharacterized. The record is from RefSeq and is a predicted model, not a curated record. Gene Ontology annotation, molecular function: nucleotidase activity. The transcript has a single exon. Bases 1 to 975 code for a protein of 324 amino acids. NCBI's taxonomy places the organism in Eukaryota, Fungi, Ascomycota, Pichiomycetes, Serinales, Debaryomycetaceae.
AUGCAAUUCUUGACCCACUCAAUUCUUUUGUUCCUUGCUGCUGCUGUUAUUGCUAAAAACAUCAUCUUGAGUAACGAUGAUGGCUGGGCCGCAACCAACAUUAGAGCCACUUACUACAAAUUGAAAGAAGCUGGCCACAAUGUGUUUUUGGUUGCACCUGUUUCGCAAAGAUCAGGAUACGGAGGUAAAUUUGAUGUUCCUUCUUCUUCAACUUUGCAAACUGAUGGUGAAUUCAAAUACCCACCUGCAGGUUCUCCAUCUUGGGGUCACGAAGAAGACGAUGAUCAUAUUUGGUAUUUCAAUGGUACUCCAGCUUCAUCAAUUGCUUUUGCGUUGCAAUAUGUCAUCAAAGAGAAAUUCAAUGGCACCUCCAUUGACUUGGUUGUUGCUGGACCAAAUGAAGGUACCAACAUGUCUCCAGGCAUGUUUACUUUGUCAGGAACUAUUGGUGCUACUUACAACUCCGUCUAUAGAGGAUACCCAGCUGUUGCUUUCAGUGGUUCCAACUCCAACAACUCAUUCUUUAAGGAUUCCUUGGACUUGAAUGAUACCAGCGAGCCAUCUACCAUUUACGCAAAUAAAGUGACUCAGUUUGUUGAGCAAUUAUUUCAAGGACAAGGAGACAAUAGCUCGAGAGUUUUGCCACUUGGUGUUGGUUUGAAUGUCAACUUCCCCAAAGUUGGUCACGAUGACGAGUCUUGUACUGAUCCAAAGUGGGUUCACACUAGGUUAUCUGGUGAAUACGCCAGUGGAUCUGAUUUGAAAUAUAACGCCGAGAAAAACUCAUUUGAAUCAACCCUGGGAAGUUGGGAAGCUCUUACUGUUUGCCACAACGGUAACUGUUCAUUGCCAUCAGAAAACUCAAUUGUUGACCACAGCAAAUGUGCUUCAGCGGUUUCGGUGUUUAGUAUUGAUUAUGAUGCCAACUUGGAUAUUACAAACAGAGUUGAAGGAGUAUUGGACCUGUUGUUUUAA